Messenger RNA from Engraulis encrasicolus (European anchovy), 6996 nucleotides. It is a transcript of the gene sgpp1a, whose product is annotated as sphingosine-1-phosphate phosphatase 1a. Gene Ontology annotation, cellular component: endoplasmic reticulum membrane. Lineage: Eukaryota; Metazoa; Chordata; Actinopteri; Clupeiformes; Engraulidae. Gene Ontology annotation, biological process: sphingosine metabolic process. Gene Ontology annotation, molecular function: sphingosine-1-phosphate phosphatase activity. The coding region runs from base 349 to 1752 and encodes 467 amino acids. The transcript is spliced from 3 exons. The record is from RefSeq and is a predicted model, not a curated record.
UCAUACACAGGCAGUGGUCGUGCACAGUCAACGAGCGAUUUGGAAUGACAAGCAAAUUCUUGGUCUCUGUACAGUUGGGGGAAACUGUCUUCGCGCACACCGUUAACGCGGCUAUCGACAAGAGACUACAGAAGACUGGUUUUACUUCUAUGUUCUUAAGCUUCACAAUUUAGCAGUACCGCUAGAAUCGCAUGCGCGCAUAACCAGCUAACAUUUAGCUUCGCGGGCUAGUUGUAUGCUUCCAGGCAGAGCAGUGGGAGCAUUUGACGCCCCACUCUCGGCAUCAUCGUCGGGCACGACGCUGCGCCUGUAAUCACAUGCGAUUUCCUUAGUUUUUAACCAACAGCUAUGGCGACUGACCUUAUUAAAGGCUUCUUUCGCCUUUGCUUGAAUCUUCAGGAACCACACCAUGUGGCAAGAUUUCAAAAGCUUUGUGGUGUUAGGGGAACAUUUCCUAGAAAAUCCGCGAAGACAGAGGAGAGUGAAGUGGAACCUAACGGUGCUUGUGUCAAGCAAUGUACUCGGGAGAACACAGACGACGAGGGAGUUGACCAGAAAAACAGCGUCCUCCGACAGAGAAAGCAUUCGAGUUUAGAAACUUCAAAACAGGAAGAAUGCUCCAACGGGCUGCUGAACGGGGCUGCAAUGCCCGAAGAAGAAACCGGUCAACCAGAGAGUGGUUCAAAAGCUGACAAUGAGCGAGAUGAGUCGAAGGGGGUUGUCAAGCCCCUCCGCAAGAACUCCCUGACCGGUGAUGUCGGGCAGGAGUUCAUAAUUGAGAACAAGUUCCUUUUCUAUCUCUUCACUUUUGGAACAGAACUGGGCAAUGAGAUGUUCUUCAUCGUUUUCUUUCCAUUUCUCAUGUGGAACGUCGACGCCUAUGUCAGUCGGCAGAUCAUCGUGGUGUGGAUGCUGGUGCUCCUAAUCGGCCAGUCCACCAAAGACCUGAUCCGGUGGACACGUCCAGCAUCACCGCCGGUGGUCAAAGUCGAGGUCUUCUAUAAUUCGGAAUACAGCAUGCCAUCCACCCACGCCAUGACGGGCACUGCGCUGCCCUUUUCCCUGUUCAUGCUUACUUACGGACGCUGGCAGUACCCUUUCCUGUUCGGGUUGAGUAUAGCAGUCCUUUGGAGUGUCCUGGUGUGUGUGAGCAGAAUCUACAUGGGCAUGCACUCUGUGCUGGAGGUGAUCACGGGCUUCCUGUACAGCGUGCUGAUCCUGGCCGUCUUCCAGCCGCUGCUGGACUCCAUCGACCAGUACUACCUGGACGGCGCCCAUGCCUGGCUGGCCAUCCCGCUGCUGCACGUGGGCCUGGGCCUGGCCGCCUUCUCCCUGGACACCUGGAGUACGUCGCGGGGCGACACCGCCCAGGCGCUGAGCACGGGGGCCGGCGCCGCCCUGGGCGCCCACCUCAACCACCAGCUGGGCCUGCAGCCGGACGACCCGGCGGCCGCCCUGGGCCUGUUGCCGCUGGCGAUGCCCGCCGCCGGACUGCUGGACGCGGCGCUGCUGGGCCGCACGCUGGCGCGGAUGCUGGUGGGCGUGGCCGUGCUGCUGGCCACGCGGGCGGCCAUGAAGACGGUCACCAUCCCGCUGGCGUGCGGCGUCUUCGGCGUGCCAGUGGGCGACGUGCGGCGGGCGCGGCAGCACUCGGGCGUGGAGCUGACGUACCGCUACCUGGUGUACGGCACCGUGGCCUUCAACUGCGUGGCCCUGGUGCCGCUGCUCUUUGGCUACCUGGGACUGUCCUGAGUGUGCACACACACACACACACACACACACACACACACACACACACACAAGCUGAGGAGACCGACCUCCACCAUCGCCAAUAAGCACCAUCCACAACUCACAACUACUACCACUGUACUGUCGCCCAGUGCAUACACCUUGAUACACACACUCAAACAAACACAGUAUAUCACACACCUCAUCACAUCACCCGCUGGUGCCACUGCUCUUUGGCUACCUGGGCCUGUCCUGUCCUGAGCUGAGGAGAGGAGACCGACCACCACCGCCAAUAAACACCACCCACAACUACUACCACUGUACAUACACCCUGAUACACACACACACACACACACACACACACACACACACACACACACACACACACACACACACACACACACACGCGCGCGCGCGCACACACACACACACCACAUCACAACACCCCCUGGUGCCACUGUUGUUUGACCACCUUGACUUUGAUGGGAAGGAGAUCAGUACCCGCCACUGCUAAUAAUCACCACCCUCAACACCACUGUCGCCCAGUGCAUGCAUACACAGACACAUACACAGACACAUACAGUAUAUCCGGUGCCAUUUUGUGUGUGACUACCUGCAGUCACUGCCAUUAUGUACAUACGUGCGCGCACGCACGCACGCGCACACAUCGUAUAUCACAUCACCCACUUGUGCCAUUUUGUUUACCUUGGCUUGUCCUGAGGACAGCAGCAGUAGCACCCACCGGCCACCACCAUUACACACACAUACACAUACACACACACACACACACACACACACACACACACACACACACACACACACACACACACACACACACACACACACAGUCGCAUCAGUCUGAGAUAUCUCAGAGUCUGACUUCUGACAGUCCGAUGCCAUUUCAGUUCAUUGUGCCUCAGCUUCCCCAGCAUCCAUUCACCUCGUCGUCUUUCAUACCCAGACAUGGAAGUCAGAGCUUUUUUUUAUUUAUCUUAAAACGUUCACACGCAUACACAACGUGUGUGUGUCUUUGUGAGUGGUUCCCACAGUAUUUUUCUUGACUGGGAUCAGUGCAAACACACACACACACACGCUCCCAAAUAUUUUUUGCACAACAUUGAUGAUGAGUUGUGCCAUUUUCAGUUGAAAGGGUUUUUUGUUUGUUUGUUUGUUUGCUUGUUUUGGUUAGCACCUCUGCUUGUGUGAUGUGUGGGCACAUUCUCUUGUCUCGUUGUUGGAAUAAUCAGUGCCAACAGACAGCACAGUUGCUGCAUAGAGAAGAGUGGGCACUGGCACGGCCAAGGGUUCCCCCAGACAAGGGCUGGACUGGCCAUCUGCCAUAGCGGGCAUUUCCCGGUGGCCCCCGCAACCUCGUGGGCCCCUACUUUUAGAAAUUUAAAAAAAAAAAAUUGUCAGUCAGUUCUGCGCCGCUAAUUAUGAGGGGCCCCUUUAUGCCAAAAGUGCCCGGGCCCUAUUUCUUCUCCAGUCCAGCCCUGCCCCCAGACACAGCCUCCCCCGACGAAUCAACAACGUAAACAGAAGUGAAGGCAAAAGCUGAUUCGGCCAAAAAUCGCCCGUUCUCGCCUUCACAGUCGAGAGAGCACAUUUUCAGAAAUCUUUUGCUGUUCUUGUGUUUUCUUUUUCUCCUUCUUGUUUCAUUUUAUUCGUCGUUGGCCAGGACCGCGAGGGCACAGGCUGCCUCGACAAAAUGAGCAUCUGCGCCUGCCAAAAGCUGAAAUUAAAUGCGGUCUAUUGCUUUACCCAAAUGCUGGUAUUGAUUCUGGGCCAGGCGUCUAUCUCUCUCUCUCUCUCUCCCCCCCCUUCUCUCCAGCCCACAGGUGUAGUAAAUGGGCACGCAGCAGAUGACAUUGCAGAUAUAAAAUAAAGGGUCUCAAAUACCCUUUGUGACUCCCCUUGUGUCGUAGAAAAUGUUGUACAAAACCCUCCUGAUCUGAAGUUUGGCUGAAAACUGAUCAGGAAUUUUGUCAAAACACUCACACACACACACACACACACACACACACACACACACACACACACACACACACACACACACACACACACACACACACAGGCCCGCCUGCAGGGGGAACAGGGAACAGGGUCUGUUGAUGAGACAGGGAGAUGGGGGAUGAGGAUUGGGUCCCCUUUAUAUUGUACAUGUACUCUGUGUAUUGAAGUGGGGGGCGGCUUUCAUAUUGUUUUGCCACAGGCCUGGCCAAGGUUGUCAGUGACCUUCCUCCCAACACACACAGAUACAGUUACAGAUACAGAAACAAGCACACACAUACACACACCAAACUCGUUACACCCUCUCUGAGCCGCACCUUUUAUGUGGCCAUUUUUUUUUUCCAUCCUUAUACUUUUUUUCAUCCUACAGCAGUAUGCUGUACAGACGAGUCUGUCCCUUGGGUCCGCUCCUCUUCACUCCUCUCCUUUCCACUCCGGAGGCUGCACAGCAAAAGAUUUCUGGCUGCAGCUCUGUUCUGUCCAAGUGGCACCAUCGCAAAAUUCUGUCCCUGAGAACAUGGUGGAAAUUGCCAAUUAGCCCCGUCAACACGAUAUUUCUGUGCUAUUACCAUGCUAUUGCAGUCGGUCAUAAAAUGGUAUUACCAUUUUCUUAACAGCAGUUAGAGGCGUCUUUUCGCCGAUUUUGAAUCCCUUUUCGCGGGGGACGGGGCUGCUGGUGGAGGCGGCACCAAUCACUGUAGGAUCGCCGCUGCGUCUGAUUCCUGUUUGUUCGGUCAGAUCCUUAUCCUUCCUCUCCAUUCUGUCCCCCUCACGCUCUCUGCAGCCCUCACGCCCAUCCUGCGUCAUUGUGUUGCUCAACUCUAUACACACACACACACACACACACACACACACACACACACACACACACACACACACACACACACACACACACACAAACACGCACUACUCUGAACAAUUGGACAAUGUGCUGGCUCCAUGCCCACGUUUUAAAACACUGAGUCUCCUGACAAUUGUUGCACACACACACACACACACACACACAAUCACACACACACAAUCACACACAUGCACGUACACACACGCACACACACGCACACACACACGCACCCAUACAUACACAUACAUACCCACUCCCAUUCACAGAGACUGCUUUGAGAAAGGUGUGUUGAGUGGAGUGUCCGUCUGCAAAGGGCCACCCCGCUGUACAGAGCCAUGCACUGUACGUUCCCUUCUUUGUAGAUACGUGUGGACCAUUGUGAGCCUGACGCCACAUAGUGUAUACUCAUGGAGCCUUCUAGUUCCUCUCAGUGGAAGCCAAACGUGUACUGUGGGAAACCAGGGACCUUUCCAACCGCAAGAGGCAAUAAUUUAUAUAAUAGUUGUGAGAAAAAAGAAGAGUUAGAAGAGAAUCUGCGAUUAAGGAACUAUGGGGGGAUGGGUUCAACUUCCUGGACAUGGCUGCACAAGGGUCAUGUGAUGAUGAGAGAGGAGAAGAGGAACCAUGUGAUGCUGGUGCUGCAUCAGAGGGGCUUCAUGGGAAAUGGAUUCUAAGGGCUUCCGCACAUUGGCUCCGACAACGUGCUGAGCACUGCGCCGCAAAAGUUCGAUUCCAUUGUUUUCAAUAGAACCCCUGCACACUGGCGCAGAUGUCCGCGGACAUUCGCAGAUGUUGGAUAGCAAUUAGAGACAAGUUCUAUUUUGCCGGCGCCGCCCAUUGACUAUCAAUGCUAUGUUCCUGUGAAAUUGGGUUUGGGGGUCCAAAUUAUGUCGGAAGCAAAAGUUUGCUGCAGUGCUAUAGGAGCCAAUGUGCGGCCGGCCUAAGGCUCCUUUACAUCCAUGACAGGGUGACGAGGGGCGUGCUUAGGCCAAGUAACAUCUUGCGUGUUGUGGGCAGUCGCCUGUGGAAGAAGGCCCUUUGAAAGUCUGUACACACUGGGUUUCCUGUAACAAAAAUGUAAUUCUGAUGUUAAUAUGCUAUGCUUUAUGUAUACAAAAAAAUAGGCAAGCAAUUUGAGCUGUUUCCCAACAGUAGGAUUUUUUGUUUUAUUUCUACUAUUAUUGUUUUACUUCUAUCAAAUAUCAUGUGGAUUGUGACAAUAUAGCCGACCAGGGAAAUUCUUAUAUACUCUUUUUUUUUGCACAACACUUGUUAUGUAUGGGCUUUUAUUAAUGAUCAGUAUUCAGUAUUUUGUGUUCACAGUGAUGUGUGCCACGAACGUGAUUCACUUAUUUUUUCAUUCUUAUUUUAUUUCAUUAUUGUGAAAAAAAAACUCAUUGGGACACCAAGGCCCAACAUGGACAGUAUUAUUUUUGUGAACACGAGAUUAAGACAUAAUGAUUAUGAUAUGUGAUGAAAGUGUUCUUGUGAGGAGAAGCACACACGAACAGUCAAGCUUUUGUACCCUAUCUUUUCUGGUCAGUGUCCUGUCCGCUCGGUUUGUGUGUGCUCCUCCCCUCUCCUCAUCUUUCCUCUCAUUUCCUCUCUUCAUCUUUCCUCUCCUCUCCUCCCCGUUCCCCUCUCUUCCCUUUCCCAAAUGAUGGGCUUUUAAGAAGUGUGGUUUCAGUUCCCAGCCAGUCAGUGACCAUUCGCAACUUUACUUACUGUGUUUUUGUGCACUUUUUGUCACUGUGGCUUAUGGAUGAUAAGAACUCCUUCAAAAUGGCAGGGACCCAUUUGUGAAUGGGUUGAAGUAUACGUGGACUGAAUGCAUUUAUGGCUUCCAAAGGGCUACCUAAAUGAUACAUAUAUAAAUUUAAAUAUAUAUAGUAUAGAAUACAUACAUGCGUACAUGUACAGUAUAUCUAAUGAGUUUUUUUUAAAUGUGUACUUUGAUUUGAAGAUAAUUGCAAUGCCAAACUUGCAACCCCUGAUCACAAAAUAAUGGCAACUAAAAAGAGACAAUGUUUCAUUGCUGUUCAUGCUCUUCAUGUGCUGACUGUUGUGCUCGUUUUGAUAAAUUCAUGUUAAUUGCCAUUCUUUUUGUGAGUUUGUGCGUGCACGCAUGUAUUUUUGUGUGCACGCCUGUGUGUUUGUGUUGUCUGUCUGUGUGUGUGCGUGGCUGACUGACUGACUGACUGACUGAAAGAGAGAAUGUUUGAGCAUGUAUGUGGGUUUACGCUCCUUUUUUUUUCCAGGAGUGCGUAAGUAUGCCAGUGCGUCUACUUUGAAUAUGCAAAUAGGCAGUAUUUGGUGAACUUUGUUGUAGGUGUGGCCAGACCUUCUUUGAAAGUUAAAAAGUACACCAGUCUCUCUGUUCUUACCCAAUAAAAUGUCUUCUAAAUUCUCUGCUGACA